Vespula vulgaris is the source of this 10138-nucleotide messenger RNA. RefSeq names its product dual specificity protein phosphatase CDC14A-like (gene cdc14). Gene Ontology annotation, cellular component: centrosome; spindle pole; kinociliary basal body. Bases 1023 to 2819 code for a protein of 598 amino acids. Gene Ontology annotation, biological process: cilium assembly; protein dephosphorylation; microtubule cytoskeleton organization. The record is from RefSeq and is a predicted model, not a curated record. Gene Ontology annotation, molecular function: protein serine/threonine phosphatase activity; protein tyrosine/serine/threonine phosphatase activity. The transcript is spliced from 12 exons. Lineage: Eukaryota; Metazoa; Arthropoda; Insecta; Hymenoptera; Vespidae.
CGCAUAUACUUUAUUCUACGUUCGCCUUAUUUAUAUCGAUUUUUUCAUGUUUGUUUUCGGUAUAUUACGUGUCUAAGGAAGAGGAGAAGGGAAAAGAGAUCGAAAUAGUAGUUCUUGCGACGUGCGCCGUACGACGUAGUUAUCGCGUCGUAGGCGUAGUAGAGAAAGAGGCGUAUGCAUGUAAGAAGGUGAAAGGUCGUGAUGCUGUUCACGAAGAAUUCUUGGCAAGGUUUAAAAGCGUUCAAAUCUCGCUCGAUUUAGUUCGAAAGAUCUCGUACUUGAUUUUUCCUCAUUUUUCCUUUCUCCUUGUCUGUUUCUCUCACUCUCACUCUCUCUUUCUCUCUUUCUCUCUCUUUCUAUCUAUCUAUCUUUCUCUUUCUAUCUUCUAUACUUGUUCUUUCUUUCUCUGUCUUUCUCUCUGCUCCUUUCUAAACCGAUUCUACGUUCGUUCAGCCAAAGCGCGUACGACGCUGGAUAUUUCGAUGUCUCCGAGAGACGACCAGUCACGUUUUCUUUUUCCAAUACUUUUCAACGAAGUUUCCUCGUCAUAUCGGAUACGUUCGAAUACAGGCGCCUAUCAUUUAACAUUCCAUUGGUAUCGUCGAUUUAACGCCGCGAGGGUAACCAACAUGGCAGCGGAAUCAAAAAUUGCUCUACCAUCGUACGGUGGAUAAUGAGGACCUUACAAACGAGAGAUUAGCAAGAUCUCGAGGCCUGACAUUUCACAAAAGGACAACUACGAUGCUCGGAUAACAACGUUGUCUCGAUGCGAAUGAGAGAAAGUGAAAUAAUGUGUUCUAAAUAACGAAAUAAAGGGUUAAACUGGCAGAGAGAGAGAGAGAGAGAGAGAGAGAGAGAAAGAGAGAGAAAGAAAGAAGGAAAGAAAAAGAGAGAGAGAGAGACUUGGCAACGUAACAACUGAUCAGCCGCCCCUUCAGUCAAAGUUUGAAUCUUUCAACGGUCACGCAAGUUCGUUCGAGUGCCAUUUGUGCUGUGGUGUACGAUAAAUUCUCUGCUUCACGAUGGAUGUUAACGACGAAGUCUUAGUUUGUGCGGCCGAAAUUAUAAAAGAUCGAUUGUACUUUGCGACAUUAAAAACAAUGGUAAAACCCAAAAGUACACCUAACACUCAUUACUUCAGCAUUGACGACGAGUUAGUAUAUGAGAAUUUUUACGCAGACUUUGGUCCGUUAAAUCUAGCUAUGUUGUAUCAAUAUUGUCAAAAAGUUAAUAAGAAACUCAAGGCAGUAACGCUGAGUAAAAAGAAAAUUGUACAUUAUACUACGAUGUACCCAGAAAAAAGGGUGAAUGCUGCCUUUCUUAUAGGAAGCUAUGCUAUACUGUACUGCAAACAUACAGUGCAAGAAGCUUACGAAUGUUUGACCAAUAGUCCAAACAGUCCACCUUUUAUGAUGUUCCGUGAUGCCUCUGUAGGAUCUCCGUGUUACAAAAUAUCAUUGUAUGAAUGUCUUAGUGCUAUAGAUAAGUGCCAUCGUCUUGGUUUUUUUAAUUUUCAAGAUUUUCGAGUUAAAGAGUACGAACAUUUCGAAAGAGUUGAGAAUGGAGAUUUAAAUUGGAUAGUUCCUGGAAAAUUCAUUGCUUUUUGUGGCCCACAUGCAAAAUCUAAAAUUGAGAAUGGAUAUCCACUACAUGCACCAGAAUCCUAUUUUAACUAUUUUCGUCGUAAUAAUGUUUCUACGGUUAUACGACUUAAUACAAAAAUCUACGAUGCUUCAAGUUUCAUAGAAGCAGGCUUUGAACACAAAGAUCUUUUCUUUGUGGAUGGUUCGACGCCAACAGACUCGAUUAUGCGUCAAUUUCUUAAAAUAUCAGAAAAUGCAAGUGGUGCUGUAGCUGUACAUUGCAAGGCAGGUCUUGGAAGAACUGGUUCUCUCAUAGGAUGUUAUAUCAUGAAACAUUAUCAUUUGACUGCUCAUGAAACGAUUGCAUGGAUCAGAAUAUGUAGACCAGGUUCUGUUAUUGGACAUCAACAGCAAUGGCUAGAAAAAAAAGAGGCGUUUCUUCACUCAUUGCUGAAAGAACCACUACAUUCUGAGAAUAGAAAUCCAGUGCAUAAAUACGGUAUAUAUUCAAUAAUGGGAAGACCUAAAACCGCAUUCCUAUUAAAUCUAAACAACGCUCGUGUGGUACAAGAUAAUGUUUCUGGCAUAAUGCACAGAGUAGAUGGAAUCAAAUUAGAUGAUUCUACCCCUGUUGCAAGUCUUAAAUCAACAAAUAGACACUCGUCCUCUACUUUAACACAAGGUGAUAAAUUAAAUCAAAUUAAAGCUAGAAGAAGAAGACUACGUGUAAAUCAGUCUUCUCUUGGCACUCCUACUGGAUCGUCAACAGUUGUUCAUCCAUAUUUAGGACCAUUACUGCAAACCAGAAAUCAAAAAGGAGCAGCUAUUGCUACAUUAGCUGGAAAUAAGGAAAAAGGUCCUUUAAAAAGAUUACUCGCGAGAUCGACAGCAACAACAGUUGUUAAAAGAAACAGUUGGCUGGUCAACAAUAGCUGUGAUCCACCUACCCGCCGUGUUAGAUCUAAACCAACAACACAGAUCCAUAAUAUCAACAACAAUACAACUACUACUACUCCUGUUACAUCUAUGUCUAUAUCAAAACCAGUGACAAAGGCGAGUAUGAGAACUUCAUGCAUCUCAGAGGCCCGUGCUACGAACUCGUCUACAAAUCAUUCGGUUGCACAACCACAACCAGGCAUGAAUAUGAUUCUUAGGUCAGCAGACCGAGUUACCCGCUAUCAUUCUCUCAGGCAUGCGCGCACGACAAAAAGUUGUAAAACUGCAUUUAUCAGAUGACUAACCGAUAUUCUCAGUGGCGUGGGGGAGGACAGUCCAGUAACCCGAGCGUCUCACCAGCGCCGAAGAUCUCAUCGCUUAAACCCCAUCAUUCAAUAAAUGCACUUCAAAGAUCUUCGAUUUCUUCAAAUUUAAACGAGUGCAGGUUAGACUUUUAUUAUCAAAGGAGAUUUAAAAAUAUUUGCAGCCAUUUUCACACUGCAUUUUUAAAAAAGAUCUAUCAUUCUUUUCGCUAUAUUAAUAUUUUGAAAAUAUAAAGUUUUUAAACGCCACCAACAAGCGGGAGUAACUUAUUAUAUUUACUAUGAAUACUUUUGCAAUUUUACUUUGACGGUUCUUCCAUUUUGCGACACGUUGAACGCUCGCAUGAAAAAAAAUUUGUCGUUUAUAUCGUUAUCAUCUUUUUUCUUAAUCUUCUGCUGGUCAGACAAAAAAUAUAUUUUCGAAGAUCGCAUCGAACUCGAUUAAUUUUCCAAUUGGAUGAUCCUUUUUCUUUUUUUUUUUUUUUCUUUUCUAUCAUAUUUUAAUAACCACAUUUCAUUUUAUCUAUUUUUCAAUAUACAACAGAAUACAAGAAUUUUAUUACCGAGUUCUAUCAUUAGAUAGUAAUGAUGCAUAAAUACAGUGAAAAACUAUUGAGACUCUAUGAAUGUUAAAAUGACAAUUUGCCUACUGUUAAAAUAAAAAAAUUUUGUAUUAACAUUAUAUCACAUCUUUCACAUAACCAUUCUGUAAAUAUUAAUUAAAACAACUAAGUUUUUAGAUAGAUUCAAUCUUUUUAAGCAUUUCUUAAAUGUUUCAUUGCUUUGAGCUCGGUAAAAGGCAUUGGGGGACAGAAAUUUGCAAUUUUGCAGUGCACAUAUAGAACUAGUUUACGUGUUAUUAACAAAAUAUAAUUGUCUCCAUAUAAAAAAAUGGUGUAUAGAUAUAAUAAUUAUAUCAGUCCUUUGCUAAUGUGUGUUACAGCAAAGGAAAGAUUUUAUGUACCAUAACAUCUAAUUUUUAAUCAAAUAGAAACUAUCAGAAGCUAUAGAUUUUUAAAAAUUAUAUUACUUCAUAUAAACUUGUUAUACUAUUGUAUUACAUGCGUAGAAUAGUGUGCGUGAUUUAAAUCUACAUUUAAGUAGAAAAUAUUAAUCCUUUGCAGUCGUAAAUCCUAAGCUGCGUAUCGCACGCACGCUAAUCAUUUGUUUAUACGCGAUGUAGAUAUAUUAUCAAAGAUUAUAAUAUUCAAUAUUAUAAUUAAAAAAAUUGAUGGAUUUGAAAAUAAUUAAUAUUAAUAAAUUGAUACUAUUACGACCGCAGAGGAUUAAAAAAGAAAUAUUCAAAAUACUACACACAGCUUCAUCAUGGACUGAAGAUCAUUUUUAGAUCCUUUGAUUGUUCGUACGAUUAUAUUUUAUUAUUAUUUAAUAUAUAUACUUCAUUGAUCUUUAUUUUUUUCUUUUUACAUUGUUGUAACAAUGUCAACUGAAAAACAUAUCACGAAAUAUAAUUAUAAUAAAUACUGGUAUUAGAAAAAAUAAUUUAUGAAGUAAAACGAAUUAAAUUAUAAAAAAAAAUCUAAGGAAUCGACAUUAAAAAUACGUAUUGUAAAUAUUCUCUAUUAUUAAGUAAAAUAUUUAAAUGAUUAUUUAGGCGAGUAUUGAAAUUUUUUUUUUUUUUUAUGCGAAAAUAAAAAAUCUAGUCUGAUAUGUACAUUUGAAAAAUUUAUUUCUUGUACAUAUCAAAGGAUUUGAAAAUGAAAGAAAAUAUUUCUUAUCCUGAUGUAGCAAUGUGUAGAAUGUACAUAGAAUUAUAUUAUUCGGAAUAAGUACAACGUUAAUGAUAUAAGCUGUUGCUAUUACAAAUUAAUAUUUGUAUUCUUUUUUGAUUAAGUUUUUCUGGAGAUACCUAAAUGUUUUUAUAUCCAAUAAUUCUUUUUUUCUAAUUUUUGUUUAUUUAAAAAAAAAUUUUUCUUUUUAAUAUUAUUUUUUUUCUCGAAAAUUACAUAAUCUGUUAUAACGGCUUAUACAUUUUGCGAUAUCACAAAAAAUGGAAUUUUAUAAUUCGCUAUGCGAAGACACGAUAUUGUAAUAUUUAUACAUCAUCAGUUGUUUCUUACAACUUAGUCAAGUAUUCUUUGCUAAGACAAUGCACAGAAAAUUUACUGUGAAAAAUCACAGAAAAUUAUUCUAAGGAAUUGCAUACAUUUACAUUUAGUAAUAUGAACAAAUGGAAUGCCAUUUCCAAAUUUUACAGUUUAAUGGAUCAUACAGAUUGAGAAACAACUUGAUUAAACAGCUCACAUGUAAUUACAAACACAUACAUUAUUUCUAUGAAGUUAAAUAUUUCCAUAUUCAGCUUAAAGCAAAAAAUAAAUAAAUUAAUAAAAUAAAACAAAAAAAUAGUAAAGUAGUAGUUAUCAAUAGUGUAUAAAAAAUAUCCUGUUUUCCAUCAAACUAAAUUUACUAAUGUUUCUAAAUACACAGAUGCUUUUGAUGUAUAUGCCUAUCACAUGUACCAAAAAUUUAUGUGUAUGAAUUUUUAUGCAGACAUAAUAAGAAGCAUUUAACUGGAUUGCUUACACAAAUAUUGUCAUUAAUGUAUGACAGCAAACUAUUUUAAUAAUAUGAUGUAAUCAAUGUGUCAUAGCAGAUCCUAGAAAAGGAAAUGUUUUAUAGAUUUGAAGAUAUUUGCUAAUAACUGUAGAUAUAUAAUAGAAUAUCUGAUUUAUAAAUAUAUGAAUUACCUCUUGUAUUUCUGACAAAUAAUUUAUUUUGAGAUUAGGAAUUAGUUUUACAAACCCAAUAGUUCGCAUUUUCUUUUUUUCUUUUUUUUUUUUUUUUAAGGGAUUACAAAUUCACAUAACAAUUUUUAAGGCCUAAAUUACAAAGACCAUUAUUAUGAUAAUUUGUUAUAUAUAAUUACAAAUUGAAAUGUUGGAUGAAAUUGCGCGAAAGAAUACUUUUUUAUAGAUAUUAUAACACUAUGAGUUGUAUAAAAAUAACAUUGAUAAUUGGUCAAUAUUUAUUUCUCACUAUAAUUAUUUAGCUAAAUUCAGAUAUUUUACAAAGUUAUUUAAAAAUAUAAUUUGUUGAGAUAACUGUGAUAUAAUAAGCACACACUUUUGAUCUUUCUAUUGAAAGGUUUGGCCAUUUUAACUAUAAGAAGGUAUAUAUGUCUCGAAAAGGCCUCCCUUUUUAUACAUCCGUUGCAAAAAUAUUACACAAACACACGACCAAUUAUCUGAUUUUCCAUUUUUCUAUGUAAUGUUACAUUUGUCUGUCUAAUAUUGAUAUAAAUUUAAUAUGUUAAUGUAAUGUGUUAUGAUUACAAAUGUAAUGUUACAUGCAGAGAGAAUUCUAUUUAAUAAUAUUAAACGUGUGUAUAAUUCAUGCACUUUGGAAAAAUAUCUUUAUUCACUGUUAAGCUUAUGUUAAAGUUUGGUAUAUCGGUAAUUAAUGAUAAGAAAUAUUGAUAAAGUAUUAUUUAACACUAUAUACUUACACAUUAGGGACUUCUUUUUAUAAUUACUAUCAAUGUUUCAUGUGCUUUAUAUAUAUAAAUGACACCUAGUGAACUUUAUAUUGCGUUAUACACCUAAUAAAGACUAUGUAUUUUACUUACAUUAUGUAUUUUAUGAAUAGUAUAACAAUCCCAUAUACUAUAGAAAGUAGUAGAUGAUAUAGUAUAUGUGUUGUCUAAACAAGAAGUACAAGCAGUGGAUAUAGUUAAAUUCAAUUGCAUGCAAUGAUUUCAGUAUAUACGUAUAUAUAUAUAUAUAUAUAUAUAUAUAUAUAUAUAUAUAUAAAAAAGGAAAUAAAAAUGAAAGGAAAGGAAAAUAAGAAAUUUUAAUUAUAUUCCUAAAGUUUAUUUGUAAGCUAACAAUCGUUCGUAAUAAGUAUUUGAUCAUACAAAAUAUAAUUACAAGCUCUUAAUACGAUACGUUCGUUAUAUCACAAUACGUCAAUUAAUUUGGAUAUAAAUUUGAAGGAAAUACAUUAAUAAUGUCACAACUAUGGAUAUAUUACAAUGUUUCGAAUAACAUAUUUCUUCCAAAUAUACUAAUCCCGGGAGAUUACACCAUUUGUUUUAGCAUAUUUUCUCUAUGCUUUUAAUUUCCAUUGAGAUCAUCUAUUUGUAUAUUUCUACGGCAUAAUGUUGGAAAUUGUAAAAUACCUAAUAUACUUUACAUAAAUAUUACAAACUAAUGAUUUAGUUACAAUACUUGUUACAAUAAUUCUAUACGAUUUAUAAACUAUUCACAUAAGGCAGGGAUGUGUGAAUACGUGCGUGAAUCGAGUUGAGAGAAAUGUAAUGCAGUAGUUAUACAUUAAUAGUUCCCUUUUCAUUUAACACAUUUUGCAAAAUUUACAAUCUACUUUUAUUUUUACAAUUCAAGACAGGAAGGCUCUAACUUUCAUUGCUACGUGUACUCUACACACGGCACAAGUCGUCAUUUCCGGUGCACAAUCAACACAGGCAACCAUAUGUCCACAUGAUGUAGAUCCUUCUACUUUCAAGCCACUCUCAGUUCUGUGACUUGGCCCAGGGGCAUUUUCAAUUUGACCAUUUUCUCCACUAUCCGAUGAUAAUGGUUCAAUUGUUUUAAUAAAACUUGGAGAUAGCAACACUUGGGAAACCAUUUGGCAUGUUCCUCCCAGGGAUCAUCUUCAGGUUCCCAAUCUUUGAGGCCUCCUCCACAAUGAUAACAAAGAGUCUGAUCACCAUUUCCUGUGUAAUGGAAUCCAGCAUGUGCUAAAUGUUCUUUUGUCUGUGGCAUUGAUCUUGGCCAGAUAAAUAUACUCUAUGCACUCGCGCGAGGAUGUUCACUGGGGUAGUGGAGAAACUCGACUGAAUAAAUUUGGUAGAAAAUUAAAUUAUAUCGCCGCGACGAGCGAUAACAAAAUGUAUCCACUCGACGAGACGUUUUCCGUACAACUGAACGCUAGGACGAGUUCGAGGAAUGUGGAUUAAAUGAAUUUCUCCCUCCUUUCAUCCUACGGAACAAGCCCUUUUUCUUAACUACAGAAGCUACCCUUACUUUCUUUACCAAUAGGAAUGUAAAAUUGAAGCCCAUUCUUCGACCGUCCCUUUUAAUGACUAUCCCUUUUUUAUUACCUGACCACUUUUAUUACCUACCAAGAAAAUUUUAAAAAUACUUCAAGAAUUCUCUAUUAAAUACUGGUAUAUAUACAUAGAUAUUUUAGAAGUAUUUCUUCAUAAUCUUUUAACGUUCAUAUUGCAACAAUACGUGAAAGUAAAAGUACGUAUAAAUUCAAAGAUAAUCAGUUAAUUAUCUCUAUCACGAAGAGCGAUUUUUAAUUUAAUCAUGAAAAUAAAACCUAUAUAUCAAGACUUCUAAGUAUUAUGUUAUAAAUAAUUAUUAAUGAUAAUUUUGAUUGCACAUAAUGUAAUAAUUGUUUACUUUCGACGUUACUUUUCGAUCAACAUUUCCCGCCAAGCAUGAUAAAAUUAUUUCUGAACGUUUCCUACGGGUAAAUAUAAAUGUAAUCAUUUUGUAAAAUAUCUAUUUUUACAUAAAAAUUUAUUCUAACGUUGAGAUAUAUUUAUUUCUCAAUAUUAAAAUAUAUUUUACAAAAAUAACUUGGUACUAUCUUCGCAUGUACAACUCUCCGUGCAACGUUGCCACGUUCAAGAACCGUUCCACAUUCCUUUAUUGUUAUAUUACUCGGGCGUGCAUCCAUAGGAAUGAAUGCGGAUACAGGUACGUACCUACGAAAGGUUCCUCAUUGUAUCGGCCCGUUCAUGCCUUUAGUAUUUUCAAUGAGUAUAAUGAGAGUUAUAAUGGAAUUAUAUACUUUUGAGUAAAUAUCUUAUUUGUUACAAAACAAUAUCGAAAUACACAAUCUAUACAGUUUCAAACCGUACGAUUUUUUUCUUCAAGAAAUAAUAAUUUUUUUAAAUUUGAGAAACUUUCCUCCUCCAUUGUUUAUGAAAGAACAUAUACAUAUGUAAUACAUAGCGUUCUUUCUUUAGCACAAAGUUCAUUCGUGGAGAGGUUCAAAGAGGAUUUACUCGUGACUCAAGCUGGAAUAAUCUCUCGACGUUUUAAAUUCCUGUGUGGUGAGAUAAAAACUAAGGACAGGAUAUUAUACAAAGAGAGAGAGAAAGAGAAAGAGAGAGAGAGAGAGAGAGAGAUGACGUUAUACUUUUCUACAUAAAUACAGCACACAUGGAAUUUUCUUUUUCUAUGGAAAGAUUUAUCGAUAUACUCCUAAAAAAAAGAGAAAACAAAAUAACAAGUGAAAUUCUGCUUAAAUCGAUAUCGUCCUUCGAUAACAUUUCAAAAACAAUGAAUAGAUUUAUCAAAGAAGAUAAACAAAUGUAAUCAUUUUACUCGAAAGUCAAACUCUUACUAUUUUCACACGAUACUAUCACGUGAGACGGUGUCACGUAAAAUUUGUAGAAUAUACGUAUUUUUCUUUGAAACUCGUCGCGUCGUCUCUAUCUCUCUCUCUCUUUUUCCAUUCAUGAUUCUAUCAGUUACGUGGCAACGGCGCCUUCGAGUGUGGGAGUGUAACGGAAGUUAGUCAAACGAGAGAGAUAACACGAGAGACCAUCAGCAUAGUAUCUUAUGACAGGGCUAUACAAAGUUUUCUUUUUAACAAUAAAUUACUACACAUCAAGGGAAAAAAAUAGGUAUUGUUUAAUAAUUAGUUAUUUAAUUUUAUGGUUCAUCAUUAAUCAACGUUUAAUAUAUACAUAUAUAUUCAUUCUUUUUUUAUUUCUUGGUUUAUUCUACCCUACUUUUUUUUUGGUUAGGAAACGUUUAAUCUUUCAUCAUUAGACUAUUAAAAAUCGAUUAAAAAUGUGACGUAUAAUUAUUAGUAUAUCGAUAUUCUAUCAUACGAUAGAAUCGAUUACUGAAUGUUCAUCUCGAUACACACAAUGAAUCAAUGUAUGUUUGUACACAAUGUAUAGAUAUAAAAAGAAAAAAAAAAAAAAUCUUUGUAAAAUUGUCUAAUAAAUUUUUUUUAUAACACAACUCUAUAAGAAAUAAUUAAUGAAACAUAUUGAAAAAUAAUGAUAUGUAUUGCAAAGUUUAAUAUAUAAAUUUUAAUUCAUAUAAUUACUAAAUACGUAAUAAAAAUAAUGUAACCAAUCAAAAUGCGAUCUUUAAAAAGGGCGGGUAAACGAAUUACCCCCAGGAUAGUAAGUGUAUCAAAAUAAUGUAUUAUCUAUAUACGCGCGAAUCUGAUAAUAAAAAUUUAAAUAUAAAAAAAUACGAGGUUAUCUUUGACGUAACGUAAUUAACGACAUAUGGAAAGGAUAGUACUUGAAGAUAGUAAAAAAAAAAAAAAACAAUAAGAAAA